This is a messenger RNA of Sebastes umbrosus (honeycomb rockfish), 3054 nucleotides long. RefSeq names its product transmembrane emp24 domain-containing protein 6-like. The coding region runs from base 2015 to 2722 and encodes 235 amino acids. The transcript is spliced from 5 exons. Gene Ontology annotation, cellular component: COPII-coated ER to Golgi transport vesicle; endoplasmic reticulum-Golgi intermediate compartment; Golgi apparatus. The record is from RefSeq and is a predicted model, not a curated record. Gene Ontology annotation, biological process: intracellular protein transport; Golgi organization; endoplasmic reticulum to Golgi vesicle-mediated transport. Lineage: Eukaryota; Metazoa; Chordata; Actinopteri; Perciformes; Sebastidae.
CACAGAUGCAACAGAGGAGAACAGUGAAGUUACAGGCAGCCGUAAAAAGCACCUGAUCACCUGGAUCCAACAGGACACCAUCAACAUCCACCGACAGCUGGUCAUGGAGUAUGUAGGAAAAAUCUUGACCUUAUCUAAAAGCAUCAUCUGGAUGGUUGCUGAGGCGAAGGCCAAUAAAAAGCGCUGUCGCCGUCUCGCCGAAAGAGUCAAAGCCAUGGAGGAGCUGGUAGAGUCCAUCAAACGAAGAGGGUCGGGCCAGAUCUCCACAACCACCAACAGAGCUCUCUGGCAACUCUACAUGACUCUGACCACUGCCGAGGAACUGGUCAGGAAAAGCACCAAGACCAAAUUCCUGAACCAGUUGAAGUGCAAAAGCGAGUUCAACAGUGUGAACGAAAGUCUCAACGACAUCUUCCAGGUCCUCUCCGGAGCUUUGCAGGUUGAGCAGGGGAGCGUGAUGCUCAGGAUGUUUCAGGAUUACACUGUGGAGGAGGAGGAGGAUGACUGGGAUGAUGGAUUCGGGCUCUUUCGUGCCAGGGCCCCCAUGUCCUACUCUGGUGCCAUGGCCUCCGUGUCCUACUCCGAUGCCAUGGCCCCCGUGUCCUACUCUGGUGCCAGGGCCCCCGUGUCCUACUCUGGUGCCAGGGCCCCAGUCUGUUAUCCUGCUGCAGCGACACCUACGCCUUAUUCCGCUGCCCCCCCUGUGUAUACAUCCGUUAUGAAGGUGGAAGAUGCUACCAUGUUUUUCACAGAGGGGUUCUUUCUUGCGUAGCAAUUUUGGGAAGAUACUGUAUGUUGAAGUUUCAUUGUCUGUUGUUGUCUUAUUUACUCAGUCAUCAGCUCAAUAGACAUUCAGAGUAACACUGCCCCCGACUGUCAGAGCAGUGGAAUUGCCCAUUCCAACCUCCAACGCCCAGUUGUGGCUAACCCCUUCUCACUCCCAACUCAUCAAACACCGCCGACUGGGCGGCGCCCCACGACAUCGGAAACCCUUUAGCGACAGUUUGUGAUGAACCAGGCUUUCAAGUAACUCCAUUGUAAACCCACCCGUGGCGUUAUUCGACGGUCAGUGGUUGAUGGGUCAAACAAACACAAGACUUUCAACCAGGAGACCGCCAUCCGUGUCCCGUGUGAAACUGAAAGUUACAUUGACUUAUUUUGUCACGUACGUCAUUAGUCACGUGAGUCGUUAUUGUCAAUUCUCAGAGGCUACGUCCAAUUCUUUUAUACAGACUGUGUUUCCAGCAUUUGUACCAAAGGUGGUUGAUUCUGUAUAACUGGAUCAAUAUAGCUGCAGUGAUUCAAGCUGUCAACAUAACUCCUAAAAUUAUAACACAAAAUUAACAAAAUACUGUUUCCUCUCCCGACAAUCUGCAAAUACAAUUUGCCACAGAAAAAGCUUUCCUAAAUCAAAGAGAGAUGGAAGAAUUUUAAUGGGGUUUUAUGCUUUUAAUCAUCAACAUGAAAAGGACUCUCAAUCUCACCUAAUUUACACAACUAUUACUUUAUUAUUCUUGUGUGGCUUGAAACGUUCCUGCUUCUAUGGAUGAUGGUAAUGUACCUGAAUGUAAUUCUGCACAUCAGCUUUUGGUUAAAUUCUAACCGCCAUAAGGUUCUCUUUUUGUAUGAGAUUAUAGCAAUCAUUGUAGUUCACUGGGUAUCUUUCGGUCUACAUAGGGAGCCAUUUAUGAUAAUUAUGUUCUCAAUAUGACAGUGUAAGCUAUGGAUAAGUCUGGUAUUAUUCUAUAUUUUUCUUAUUGUAAAUAAAUACCAUGAAAAGACCAAAACCAAAAUUGUGUUAGACCGUCUCGCAACACGUCUUUAACUUCCUGUCUGUGUCUCUCAGCUCCAAGCCUGAAACAAAUACGGUGCAUGGUUGUGGUUUCAUUGAUAUGUUAUCAAGCGUUGAGACUGAGAGUUUGUAGAUGCGGUUAAUAAUUAUUUUCCAGCUGAUAUCUCCAACAGAAGGAAGCAGCGCGCUCCUUCAUGUCCUCCUCCACAGUGACCUGCCGUCAUGCUGCUGUUGAACACUCUGCUCGUAGUGUUGAGCUCUCAGUGUGUCUGGACCAGAAAGUCUGAACCAUUCCUUGAUGAGGCGAACGCAGGAUUGUUCAGAGGGUCGGACAAAUAUGACUUUGCCGUGGAGGUUCCUGCUGCGGGGAUGGAGUGUUUCUGGCACUUUGCCCACCAGAGUGGAAGCUUCUACCUGACAUACAUGGUGCAGUGGGUAACGGGGAUGGCCAAUGACCACCGGCUGUUGGUGACGGUCAGCUCACCACAGAGCGUUCUCGUGGCUUCAAAGAACGACGUCGUCGGUCAAAUGAACUUCCAGACUGAGGUGACAGGUUUUUACCGGAUCUGUCUUGGGAACCACAACAACCAGUUCGGAGGCAUCAGGGUCUUUGUGAACUUUGGCGUCAUCUACGACGGCUCUGAGGACUCAAAGAACGAGAUGGAGGAGGGAGAGAAAGUCCUCAACAGCACUUUGGCCGGCAUUGAGGGGAGUGUGCAGAAGCUCCAGAAUCAGAUCUUCCACAUUUGGCUUCAUUACAACUUCGCCCGCAUGAGGAAAGGGAAGGAUCACUACCUCCUCCUGUCCAACUUCAACUACAUCACCUGGUGGUCGGCGACCCAAAGCCUCGUCAUCCUCCUGUCCGGAUACCUGCAGCUCCGCGUCCUCAAAAGACUCUUCCACACGGACUCCAGCAGGCCGCGAUGCUGAAGGGAAGAACAUCCACACGUCUUCUAGCAUCAGUGCUAGAAGAUUACAUUUUCAAGAUUACCCUUACAUGUUUUCUGCUUUACCAUAUCAGAUUUUUAUUGAUACAUGGUUGGAAAAGAUACAAGAUCCUGCGCAGACAGGAAAGAGACAUUUGGUUCCUAAACGUUCUUACUGGUGCUUUAACCUGUUCAUAAAGUCACCCAGAUGUUUCACAACUUAUUGUCUCCAGUUCAGUUAUCUCUCAGAUAUGCCAAAACUUUUUUUGGGUCAACUUUUAAAUAAUGUCUUAUGAUGCCAAUCAUGAAAUAAACUUCUUUUCUCCAUAUUUGUCA